Dermochelys coriacea (leatherback sea turtle) is the source of this 7422-nucleotide messenger RNA. RefSeq names its product leucine rich repeat transmembrane neuronal 2 (gene LRRTM2). NCBI's taxonomy places the organism in Eukaryota, Metazoa, Chordata, Testudines, Dermochelyidae. The transcript has 2 exons. Gene Ontology annotation, molecular function: protein binding. The record is from RefSeq and is a predicted model, not a curated record. Bases 495 to 2045 code for a protein of 516 amino acids.
CCAAACAAAAGGAACGUCACCAGGUGACGUCAGCCUAUAUACAGUUCUGUGUGGUCGCAGCGCAUAAGCAAAUCCAUUCUUGUAUCGUUUCCCUGAAAAGCUUUUCAGUAAAUGCACUCAUGCUACUACAGGAGCUUCUCUCAGCAAUAAGCCACCCAUCUGCCAUCAACAAGUUAAGACUAAAAGAACCCACAGCCGCGGAAAAAGAACGUGAGCUUCAAUAAAACCACUGAGCAGUCACAGGAGGAGGAAAAAACCCAACAAUUUAUAUUCAGCAUCGAUUCCACAAUUACAGACCUGUCACAUGAAAUCAAGUCAACGAAUUUAAAAGGAGUAUUUUGAGAGAGCAUGGUGGAUUCAGUCUUACGCUAAUAUCGAAGGACACUAGAAAACAGUAAAUUAUUCAAAGGCUGUCUUACAUUAGAGCCUUUUACAGACUCACUGCGUUGAGUCUAAAACUACGACUGAAUGCAACCUCCAAUGUACUCAAAAGAAUGGGCUUACAUUUCAAGUGGCCAUUAGGGGCUCCUAUGCUGGCAGCACUAUAUGCAAUGAGUAUGGUUUUAAAAUUGCUGCCUGCCUUGGGCAUGGCUUGUCCACCAAAAUGUCGCUGUGAGAAGCUACUCUUUUACUGUGACUCUCAGGGGUUUCACUCAGUGCCAAACACCACUGACAAGGGCUCUCUAGGUUUGUCACUGAGGCACAAUUAUAUUUCUGAACUUGAAAGGGAUCAAUUUGCAAGCUUCAGUCAACUUACUUGGCUUCACUUAGAUCAUAAUCAAAUUGCAACAGUAAGAGAAGAUUCUUUUCAAGGACUAUAUAAACUUAAGGAAUUAAUCCUAAAUUCAAACAAAAUCUUUUAUUUGCCAAACACAACUUUUAGCCAACUGCUGAACCUGCAGAAUUUGGACCUCUCUUUUAAUCAGUUAUCCUCUCUGCAUCCUGAGUUGUUUUAUGGACUUCGCAAGCUGCAAACCUUGCAUUUACGUUCCAACUCCCUGCGGACUAUCCCAGUCCGCCUUUUCUGGGACUGUCGUAGUCUGGAGUUUCUGGAUCUGAGCACAAAUCGCUUGCGAAGUUUGGCUCGCAAUGGAUUUGCAGGAUUAAUCAAAUUGAGGGAGCUUCACCUAGAGCACAACCAGCUGACAAAGAUUAAUUUUGCUCAUUUCCUACGGCUAAGCAGUCUGCACACACUCUUCUUGCAGUGGAACAAAAUUAGCAACUUGACAUGUGGGAUGGAGUGGACCUGGGGCACCUUAGAAAAGCUGGAUUUGACUGGAAAUGAAAUCAAAGCCAUUGAUUUGACAGUUUUUGAAACUAUGCCUAAUCUUAAAAUACUCCUAAUGGAUAACAACAAGCUAACCACUCUGGAUUCCAAGAUCUUAAAUUCACUUACAUCCAUAACUACAGUGGGCCUCUCCAGCAAUCUGUGGGAAUGCAGUCCAAAGAUAUGUGAAUUAGCCACAUGGCUGAGUGGUUUUCAAGGUCGGUGGGAGCACUCCAUACUGUGCCACAGCCCAGACCACACCCAAGGAGAGGAUAUUCUAGAUGCGGUUUACGGUUUUCAGCUUUGCUGGAAUUUAUCAACUAUUGUUACAUCCAUGGUUACGAGUUACAGAUCUCCAACUACUGAGUAUACAAAAAGAAUAAGCUCAUCAAAUUUCCAUAUGGGAGACAAAGAAAUUCCAACUACUGCAGGAAUAGUUGUUACUACUGAAGAACAUUUCACUGAACCAAACAAUGCCAUCUUCACUCAGCGGGUAAUUACAGGAACAAUGGCUUUAUUAUUUUCUUUCUUUUUUAUCAUUUUUAUAGUGUUCAUCUCCAGAAAAUGCUGCCCUCCCACAUUAAGAAGAAUUAGGCAGUGUUCAAUGAUUCAAAACCACAGGCAACUCCGAUCCCAAACACGGCUACAUAUGUCAAACAUGUCAGACCAAGGACCAUAUAAUGAAUAUGAACCGACCCAUGAAGGACCUUUCAUCAUCAUUAAUGGCUAUGGACAGUGCAAGUGUCAGCAGCUGCCAUAUAAAGAAUGUGAAGUAUAAUAUCUACAAGUCAUCAAAAAUUAAAUCAGAUAAGUAACCUAUUUUAAAAUUGAUGGGGACCUACAUAUGAUUCUAAUUUUUACAAAUGUUGACAUAAACCCUAGUUUUCCAAACUAUUUAAUGGAGGCAUUGUUUUUGAAGUCGUGCAGUAUUUUAAAGUUUUUUUUUUAAUAAAAUCAUAUUUUCAGUGUUAAAGCAGCAAUGAUUACAUUAAAUUUGCACUCAAUGUUUGAAAGUCUAAAAAGAUGCUCACCUCAAAACAUGUACAAUGUUUCAUGUUAUGUAAUUAUAUAACUAUGUGUAAAUAUUUAUACUUAAGUCUCCAUAGUCUACUUUUUCUAAUGAAAAUAGUCUGAAUGAAAGGAACCUAGAUAUAUGUACAGAGAUCUGCGAGGGAACAUGCAUUACAUUUGUUCCAUUGUAGCUAUGUGAUCACAAACAUUCCAGUUGGCUCAGUUCACUUUUCAAGGUUGACUUUUAGGAAGAUUUUCCUUCUGUGAUAAUCUGACUCUUAAAUCUACAAUCAGAGAAGAACGGGAAGGGGAUUUUUCAAGUGUAUUGGAGACUGGUAAUUUUAAAUAUUGUUUUCCUACCUCCAUAUUGAUAGUCAGCCUUGCCUAAAUGUACCUUUGCUAAAGCUCACAGCAAAUUUACAAUACAGCAGUUUUAUAUAGUUAGAAACUGACUCUCCAAAUGCUUAGAAAGUAUUCAAGCGCUUAUGUAGGAAGACUCGAUACAAUGCAAUCAAUUCUAAGUAUUAAAUGUGUUUAACUCUUAUUAGAUCUCUGGUUUGACUUGAUAAUUGGCACAGCUUUUCAAAUAAUUUAGGCAAAUUAUUUGGGACUAUGAAUGAAGGGUAUUUCAACAGCUUCUCAUGUGUAAAUACUCAAUGCAAAUUUUAACGAAAAGCAAACAUCAAUUUGGGGGUAAAAAGGGACUAGGGAGGGAAGAAGCCUCUCCUCUCCUCCCCACAGCAGUUUCUUCAUCUUGCCUAGAAGCUAUUUUCAUGCACUAACACGACAAGUUUCUCUGGAGACAGAAUUAACCCCUGCAAUAUAAGCUUUCACUUAUCCUAUUAUUGUGAAACCCCCAACCUUCCCAAAGUCAAAGUAGUUAAACAUUUUUUUAAAAUUGUUCAGUUGAUAAAUUAUAAUUAGCUUAGAAAGUAUUUAAUUGAAAAAUGUUUAAUUUUAUACUUCAGUGAUAUGAAAUGGGAUUUAAGGUCCUAUGCUAUUUGCUAUUUACUCACCUUGGAAACUCAAUUUUCUUUUAUCCAGAAGUAGCAUGUGCUAUAAACUCUAUUAUGAAAUUACAUGUAAAUAUUUGGAGAUCUAUGCAGCCACAGUGGGUUUAGACACCACAAAUAUAAAAUUACAAUAUUUUUAAGAAAAUUGCUCAAAAUAUUGUAAACUUUAACCAAAGUUACUAGACUAAGGGGGAAUAUAAAUAUGUAUAUAUAUUUAAAAUGUGUUCUGUGUCAAAUGCUGCAGUGUUCGACAAUUAGCAGUAGCACACAACUGGAGAAAACGAUUCCUCAGUGUUGACAUACUGUAAUUAUUGAUUUAUUCAAGAUGUUAAUUAUGUGUUGUACCAAACUUCUAAAAACUUAGUACAGAUAGUCACUGCACAAGUCUGUUUUCUUAUCACUCAACAUCAUGUUUACACACACACACAGGGUACAAUUAUACAACAUUGUGAUGUUUAUUGUGAAAGGAAUAGGUCUCCGAUAAAUAAAUGGGACUUCAGAUAAUAUUUUUAUAAAUAUUUUUAAAUUAUUCUCUUAUGCUACCCACAUGCUUCCUAUUACCUUUAUGGAACACGUGAUUUAUGAGGAGACGCUGAGGGAACUGGGAUGGUUUAGUCUGCAGAAGAGAAGAAUGAGGGGGGAUUUGAUAGCUGCUUUCAACUACCUGAAAGAGGGUUCCAAAGAGGAUGGAUCUAGACUGUUCUCAGUGGUAGCAGAUGACAGAACAAGGAGCAGUGGGGGAGGUUUAGGUUGGAUAUUAGGAAAACUUUUUCACUAGGAGGGUGGUGAAACACUGGAAUGCGUUACCUAGGGAGGUGGUGGAAUCUCCUUCCUUAGACGUUUUUGGGUCAUGCUUGACAAAGCCCUGGCUGGGAUGAUUUUGUUGGGGAUUAGGUCCUGCUUUGAGCAGGGCAUUGGACUAGAUGACCUCCUGAGGUCCCUUCUAACCCUGAUAUUCUAUGAUUCUAUGUUACAUGAAACUGCAGUGUCCCAAAUUAGCAAGAAAAAAAAUGUACACAUUUUCUUAUUUGCCAUGAUUUUGUAUUCUAUUAAGGCAAGUGCAUUCAGUAAAGACUAGGUUCCCAUAAUUUUUUUAAUGAACCCAUUUACUGUUAGAACCCAAAUACAGACUGAUUUUCUUGCAUUACAACUAUCCCAACUACUUUCAGCCAUAUAGAGUACCUUCUAAACAUACAGAGGAAGGGGUAGGAGGAGGAAGAGAAGGGGAUGUUCUGAUGAUUAAAUCGCACAUGCAGUGUGGCCAGAUCUAAGUUCAAAAAGUAAAUUUACUGGCACCAAGUAUAUUGAACCACUUGUGAUAAAAGAUUAUUUAAUCUUUUACAAAUAUUAAGUGUUCGUGGUCCUUCAUUUACAUAUAAGCUUCAGUCUUGCCCUCCGAUAUGUGAGCAGGCAUCAUUUCAUAUCUUGUUAAAAAUCUGUGCACGUCUGUGAAAGCACAAUAGCUUUACUAGUGUAAAUUACUGGGUAUUAGCAGGCAGAAUCAAGCCCUUGAAGUGCUAGCUUUCGUAAGAGUCUUUGCAAGUGCGGCCUUAGGUGCAAACAGAUGUGCUCAGGAUCACUUAGAAUCACUGAUCAUUUCAGCAAUGGUGGGUAGUCAAAUGCUUUUUGCAGCUUUUUUGCUGCUUGCUGACUCAGGAAGUCAGGGCUAAAUUUCUGCUGCACCCAGCCCCUAACACAAAAGAGUAUGUUCUCUCCUUAUCCAGUAAGAUCCUACUGUUGUCCUUUGGUCCAAAAGUAACUUGAAAUCCUUCACUCCAGUGUGGAGAGGGAAGUAGUUGGUGGGGCUAUGGUUGUCAUGCUAUCCCCAGGAGUAUGUGGCUGUGUUGCAUUUGCAAUUCUGAAUAAGAGCCCUUAUUAGCAGUCAUUUUUAACAGUUUACAUUCAUGAUUAAGGAAGGCUAGCAGGGUUCCAGCCUACCUUGUCAACAGGGCUAUGUCUAAACCCAUCCCCUUGUUUGCCAUGCCCCAAAACCCAAACAGAACAAUGUUUGCCCCCAGCCAUUAGUAAUCAUCCAGUCCUCUAGAAUUUCAGCACUCUUCCCCCCCCUCACCUCCAGGAACCAGCUUUCAGCCAAUGCACCCACCCCACUUUUGAACCAGUACUCUAGGCUCAGCCUUGCCUAGAGAUGGUAAAGCAGUAAGGCGCACACACACAAUCUAAUGCCAUAUAAGCUGUGGACACAAGAUAAGAUUUAACAGCCUCUGAAUCACCCAUUUUACACAAAGUUGAUCUCCCAGCUGCCUCAGAACAUAAUUGCCACUCCCUAGCAGCAUUUAGCCUUUGACUUUAGAAGUCAACACUCAACAUUCAGUGAACGACUGUUGGACGUUCACACAUUAGACCCCAGCAGUGAACAUUACAUUCAACGUAGUGUGCGUCAUGUAAUCUAGAUGAUGCCAAACGCUGGCAAAGAAAAUUUAACCAGGUUUCCCUAAUAAUAAGCAGUAAGUAGCAAGCUAUGCGCCAGUGUCCUAUGCAAGAACUCAUUAGAGGGAGCAAUUCCAAGUGACUUUUAAAAAUUGUUUUCCAUUCAAUUGUUUGUGACUCCAUCACCACAAUAAUUUUAUUUCAUUUGGCAAACACUUAUUUCUUGUUGAGCGCAAGCCAAGGCGGCUUGGUUUAACUUGUGUUCCAGUAGCAGGACUAAUGGCCACGACCUACGUUCCAUCUUUUGGUUGCUGAGUCUAUGUUCAGAUGCACUGCACGCAGUCACAGCUCCUAUCAAGUUUAGUUGGAAUUCUUAGAGCUUAGCACUUUUACACACACAAUUAACGUGUGUAGACAAUUGAAGAAUUGCUUGCCAUCCUCUAGAGCAUUCUCCCAAUCCCACUCACCCUCUGCUCCAUUCUCCACCCAAUUUGCUCAUCCUGCACCCCCUCCAUUCCCACACCUUCAGUCUCAGUGAUAUUUGAAUCCAACAGCUGGAACCAGUUUAAAUCAUAGGACUUGAGUGGACCAGAAAUAAGGAAGAAUGAGCUCUCCCAUUUCUAGUAAUUUCUCUGCAAUGGUGGAUUUUUUCCCACUUAUUUUUAAUUUCGAAGAACAGCCUGAUAAGGCAUUGGGUGAAUCAAGUCUUGUUCCUGUACUACUUGAUAGUGCUCAGUCAACAGGAGAUUAAUACUGUUAUCAGAUGCAAGGCUAUCGGGGCCCAUAACCAUUGGGGGAUUAAGCUAGGUUUCAGUGACAAACUAAUUUAUGUGCAAAUUCAAGCGUUUGUGUCCACAUCGAGCUACAGCCCUUUGAAAACAGCCACUUAUUGCCAACACUUGAGAGCAGAAAUAUCAGCUUGCUUUUUAAGACAGAAAUCUGCACUAACACUUGUUUCCUAAUGUGCCCAAGUUAAUUUUUUUUUUUUUUACUAGUUUAAUGAAAUGAAAGUUGAUCGAAUUUUGUAAUUGGAGUAGUUUAACACUUAUCUGUUUAGAUUAAUGUAAUCAAUUUGGAAAACUAGAUUUCAUCUUCCAAAGAAGUGGAUUUCCACACAAUGACACUUCAGAGAGGAAUGGAGUCUUCCUUCACCCACAGAUAAAACAAAAUCCAGUGAGGUUUAUUAGUAGUGCCAAGUCAUUCAUGUCAAUUCCCCUUUCCACAACUAGAACUGAGAUUUAUCCAUAAACUGAGGCUGUCAGUUUUUUCUUUUAAACGAUCAUCCAUUGACUGCUAGUGGUACAGUUAAAAGCCAUUGUGUAGUCAAGUUGGGGAUCAUGCAUUUCAUAUUUUGUAUUAAACACCUUCUUUAGAGAAAAGUACUAGGGAAAGGUACUAGGAUCUAAUCAGAUCUUAUCUACUAUAUAAGGUAGGCAAACUCAUACUAUCUAAUAAGGUCAAAACAACAAACUUUCAGAUCUAUGAAGUAAGCAUACAAAAGGCUCCAUGUGCUACACUUUUAACUAAACUUUCAUAAUGGUUAAAAAACCCCCACAGAUUUUAAAACAGUAGUGAAUUUUUUCUACCAACAUUGAGACCAGAGAUUAAAAAGCGGAGUCCCGAAUGCAUUGUAUUCAAGUCAAGUUCAAGAGCCAUUUUCUGGUGGGGGUGAAAAUAUAAAAUGGAGUAAAUUGAAGUGCAGUGUACAGAAAGAUUGUUAUUAAAACUGUGUAUACCGUAAAA